CAUGUGCUUAGCUUUGUUGGUAGACAGAAAUAGGGGGGAAGAGCCGGAGAGGGAGUCUCUUCUAGUCUUCUUCCUCCUACCUCCAUCUUUUUCUCUAGACCACACAGCAGGCGCUUAAUAGCCUUGCUCAUGGUUUUCUCCAAACGCCAACUCUAGCAAGGGUCUGAUUCCUCUCUAGAUUUAUUCUUUGUGUGAAGCCACAGUAUUUUACUGCAGCCAUUUAAGUCCUCUCUCGAGAAGGCAUCCUCUCUCUCUCUCUCUCUCUCUCUCUCUCUCUCUGACUGAGAGAUCUGAAGCCUCCUGUGCGAUAGGAGGCUGCAGCAUUUGAGGUGGUCAGGAUGAGCAAGGAGGACGUCCUCAAGGUGCAGACCUGCGUGCUGAAAGUUAACAUCCACUGCGAUGGGUGCGAGAAGAAGGUCAAGAAGAUCCUGCACAAGAUUGAUGGUGUCUACCAGAGCAGUGUGGAUGCAGAGCAGGGGAAGGUGACGGUGUCCGGCCUGAUGGAUCCGGCCACCGUCAUCAAGAAGCUGAACAGGGCCGGCAAGCCCGCCAACCUGUGGGGCGCCAAGCCUGGUGUGGUAAGCCAGGUCCAAAAGCUCCAGCUCGGCGGCGCCGGCGCCGGCGGCAAGGGCCAGCAACCGAAGGAUGCUGGCGGCAAGGGGCAGCCCAAGGAUGCCGGUGGCAAGGGCCAGCCCAAGGGUGGAGCGGGUGCCGGAAACGCCGGCGGUGGAGGCGGCGGUGGCGCGAAAGGCGCAAAGCCGCUGGCGAUGCCACAGGCGACUCCGCAGCAGCUUCAGCAACUGCAGCAGCUGCAACAGCAGAUGCAGAUGAAGGGGAUGAAGCUUCCUCCCCAGCUCAUGGCCAUGGGUGGCAAGAUGCCGUUCCCGGCGGCGGCCGCGCCGCCGGCGAAGGACCCCAAGGCCGUCAAGUUCAACGUUCCCGUGGACGACGAGUUCGGGGACGACGGCAGCGAGUUCGAUGAUGAGUUCGAUGAUGACUUCGACGACGAGGAUUUCGAGGACGACGGCCUCGACGACGACUUGUACGACGACCCAAAGAUGAUGGCAAAGCCCAUGGCAAUGCCGAUGGGCAACGGCGGGGGCGGCAAGAAGGGUGGCGGCGGGAACGAGAUUCCGGUCCAGAUUAAGGGGAACGCCAACAACGGCGGCAAGAAGGACUCUGGCGCAAAGCAGAACCAGGGUGGCGGAGGCGGCAACGGCAAGAACGGUGGCGGUGCGCAGCCGCCACAGAACGGCAAGGGCGGCGCCCCGGGCGGUAGGAACCAGCCUGGCCAGGCCAAGAAGGGCGGCGGCGCCGGUGGCCCGCCCGCCGGCGUCGGCGCUCCGAUGAUGGGCGGCAUGCCGCCGCCGCAGCAGCAGCCGGGCAUGAUGAUGAGGCCGCCGAACAUGAUGGGCGGCGCCGGUUUCCCCGGUAUGGGCCAGAUGGGCGCCGGGCCCAUGGGCGGCAUGCCGAUGGGCCACCCCCACAUGGGUGGCAAUGGCAUGCAGCCGGGAGGUGGCGGCGCCGCCGUGCAUGGCAUGCCGGCCGGCGGCAUGAUGCCUGGGGCUGGUUUCUACCCGGGCGGCGCUGGCGGCGGCGGCAUGCCGUCCGGGCCGGAGAUGAUGCAGGCGGCCGGGAACCCCAUGGCGCAGCAGGCGUACAUGUCCAUGAUGCCGCAACAACAACAGCUGCAGAUGAUGAUGAAUGGCCAUGGUCCUCACGGGCACCACGGUCACCAUGCCCAUGGCGGCGCCGGAUACCCGCCGAUGGGGUACGGCUACGGGUACCCCCGCCCGGCGAUGCCGUACCCGCCGCCGAUGUACUACCCUGCGCCGCACUCGCAUGACAACAUGUUCAGCGACGAGAACCCCAACAGCUGCUCGGUGAUGUGAGGCGACGUCGCCGCCGCCUGACAAGCUUUCUCCUGCUGAUGCUGCGGACAAAGUCAACCAAAGGGGAGCGCAUGUCAGUCAGUCAGUAUACAUGAGAAACUAGUACCAGCUAGCUAGAAUCGCCCCCCUUUUUCUUCUUCCCAUUUCUUUUUGUUUCCUUUUCUAGCUUAUUUUCACCUUUUUCAUCCUUUGAACAAAAAAAAAGAGGAACUUCCUUGAAGUGGAAGGUAGGUAUAGUAAUUAUCAAUAGUGGUCAUAAGAGAUGGCUGUGCUUUACAGUAGCUCAAGAAGGUGAUGCUGAUGGCUUCCCUUCUUGCUCCAUAAUGUGAUGGUAGAAGAAUGUGCAAAAACAAGGUUAACCCAAUGCGCCUUUCCUGUGCUUUGGAAGUUUGGAUGCAUGAAUGAAUGGCCUACCUGCAUAUCUUUGACAUGCUGGUGGAAUGUUGUCAA
This is a messenger RNA of Setaria italica (foxtail millet), 2342 nucleotides long. RefSeq names its product heavy metal-associated isoprenylated plant protein 33. The record is from RefSeq and is a predicted model, not a curated record. Gene Ontology annotation, molecular function: metal ion binding. The coding region runs from base 339 to 1892 and encodes 517 amino acids. NCBI's taxonomy places the organism in Eukaryota, Viridiplantae, Streptophyta, Magnoliopsida, Poales, Poaceae. The transcript is spliced from 4 exons.